AUGUCGCAUCAACCUAUGAGCAUGGAGGCCAUGCUGGACGAGGAGAGAAGGGACGUUUUGGCCCUUCUCGAGGGUACCGCCAGUAGAUCAUCCGCCUGGAAUCCAACCUCCCCCAUCUCCGCACGCUCUUCCUCGCCUUACACCUCACCCCGCUCUCCCGUGAGAAGCAUGUUGGAUGUCGGCGACGAUACGGGGAGAAUGAGCCCGGCCAGGACGCACGCCGUGCCCGUGCGCAGCAUGCUGGAUAUUGGCGGCCCUCCACCUCCCGUGAGAAGCAUGCUUGAUAUCGAUACAUCGGCCCCCAAGCAAGCUGCCAGCGCUGGCCCCAGCUCCCCCGUCGAAUCCCGCGCCCCUCACCCACGAACCUUCUCCGACUCCCACUCCCAGAAGCCUAGCUUCGGCCCGCGCGCCCUCCCAAACCGCCUGGACCCCACUGCCGAUUACCAGUUCUCCGAUAUUUCUACCAACAACAUUGGCCAGGCUUUGCCGAAGCGCAACACCCAAGGCGGCAAGGGACCCGGCGUCAAGAAGCCGGGUGGCGUCAUGGCUGAUGUCAUCCGCGGCAACGAAAUCCCCGGCAUCAUACUUCCCGGCGAGAGAGCACGCCAUGGCUCCAUUGCUAGCAAUCCCUCCAUCAACCUCGGCGGUAGGAGUUCAAGCCGAGGACAAGGCAGCAAGUCCAAGUCUCCCCAUGGCCGGCUGAGCAUGCGCUCCCACUCGCCAAACAUCAGCGGUCGCUUACAGCAGAUCCCCGGCACGGCUGUUCUCGACGACGGCCGCGUAGUGGACAUCACAACGGCCUACCGCAAAUUAUCCGAUGCGAACCUCGCGUUCUCGGGUGGCGGUCUUUCGGGCUUGGCUGGUCGCAAGAAGACGAGCGCAGACGAAAGCGGUGUCGGCCGUUUGACGAAAGACUACCUCAGUCCUGACGGGGAAGAGCUAGAGGACAGCAGCGACGACGAUGCGCGCAGCUCUUCGGACGAGGAGAACCAGAGAGGACGUAAGAUGUCGCCUCGGCCUUCAGAGAGCGGAGCAAAGCAUUCCGAGACAAGCAAAGGCAACGGUAAGACACUGAGUCUGCUUGCCGCCGCCGAGGAAGAGCGCAUUGCAGUCACUUCCAAGCAACCGCAGUAUAAGUACAAGUCAUUGUUGGACGAACCGUCUAUUACACUCACCAAACCCACCGGCGAUAAGACCAAGCACAAGGCUGGCGUCCGCCCUACCACGGCGUUCGACAACGAGCCUGGUUCGGGAAUGGCUUCUGCCGUGAACUCGGAUGACGAGGAGGAGCUGAACGACAUCAAGCGCGCCCAGAGACUGGCGUUCUCUCGGACAGAGGUCCUCAACAAUCCAGAGUUCUCCCGCACUCUCCUCAUCACAAUGCGUGGCGAGUUCCAUCAGAUCCAGAAAGCAGCCGAAGAGGAGCAUCACAGGCUGAGAAAGUACCUGGUGGCCACGGACUUGAGCGAGGAGUCGACACAUGCACUGGAAUGGACCAUUGGGACAGUCCUGCGAGAUGGCGACACUCUUAUUUGCAUCUACUGCGUGGACGAAGAGACGGGCAUCUACUCGACUGAGGGUGUCAUGGUUCCUGAUGAACGCGCGGCCCACCAGGAACAAGCCGCGGCCAUCAAUGCCAUGUCGAGCAACAAGGCGGCACCGCCAGGCAUGACGAAUGGCCCGUCAUACCCUCAUCUCCUGCGAGCCUCAGGUUUGAACUCGAGCGAUUCGUCAUCACCAGCGCCGUCGAGUAGAGAGCGCGGUCGAGCUGAGGAAGAGCGCCGCCGUGCAGUGUACGACAUCCAGGAGCGGGUAGAGCGCUUGCUGCGACGAACGCGUCUGCAAGUGCGGGUUAUUGUAGAGGUCAUACACUGCAAGAACCCGAAGCACCUGAUCACGGAGGUGAUUGACCAUGUCAGCCCGACAUUGGUGAUUCUGGGCAGCCGUGGCCGCAGUGCCCUCAAAGGUGUCAUUCUUGGGUCCUUCUCGAACUACCUCGUCACCAAGAGUUCGGUCCCCGUCAUGGUGGCUCGGAAGCGGCUCCGUAACAAGAGCAAGUACAAGAGAGGUGUCAUAAGGCAGAUCAACGACUUGAACAACCCCGGAGCCAGGAGUCUCGCCAACGCGAAGAUCGACUAG
This is a messenger RNA of Colletotrichum graminicola M1.001, 2139 nucleotides long. Its product is annotated as universal stress protein family. The coding region runs from base 1 to 2139 and encodes 712 amino acids. The record is from RefSeq and is a predicted model, not a curated record. Lineage: Eukaryota; Fungi; Ascomycota; Sordariomycetes; Glomerellales; Glomerellaceae. The transcript is spliced from 3 exons.